Molecule: messenger RNA, 680 nt
Organism: Drosophila bipectinata
Lineage: Eukaryota; Metazoa; Arthropoda; Insecta; Diptera; Drosophilidae
Source: RefSeq, a predicted model, not a curated record
AUGUUCGCUAAAGUUAAGCCACGCACCCAACCCACCAAUACCCAGUUGAGACAGACAAAACUAUAUGUCUCACAGAAGGACAAUAAGCUCAAGUAUGAAGGCUUUGUCAAGGAAGCUCCACAACGGCGUCCAAAAAUGGAGUUCGUUUACAUGCCAGCCCCCCGUUCCCUUCCUCCUCCUCCCAAAACAGUCUUGGAGAAAUCUUCCCCUUCCGCUCCACUUCCACCUAACAAGAUCGAGGAGAAAACUUGUCAGGAAAAGGAUAAAACCGACAACUUGGACGAUUUUAUGUCCAAGUCAGGACGCGAUAUGAUCAACUUGAUUGGUCGCGUAGAUUUCUGCCUCAAAACCCAUAAAUUGUAUCCGAAAUUGAAUGUAAUUUGGAAUGUUUAUGGAAAAUUACUUCGAAUUGUUAAAGGAAAACGAUGCGAGAAUACUUUACUAGUGCGAAAUGAAAACUCUGGACCAGUUCUACAAGGGAUCUAUUUUGAUUUCGAAGGGGAGUUAGAGUCUUUGAAGACAGGUGUCUUUGUGGAACUCGUUGGUCGUUUCAUUGGCAAUAAUCGUUUGAAAACAUUCAAGGUUUCCGAGGUGAGCGGUACCAAGUGGCAACAGCCACUAACCCUCAUAGAAAAUAAAACCUCAUAUAACUUAAUGCAAAACAACAAGAAUAAGUAAUA